Gigantopelta aegis is the source of this 1532-nucleotide messenger RNA. Its product is annotated as DNA repair protein XRCC4-like. Gene Ontology annotation, cellular component: nucleus; DNA ligase IV complex; DNA-dependent protein kinase-DNA ligase 4 complex. The record is from RefSeq and is a predicted model, not a curated record. Gene Ontology annotation, biological process: response to X-ray; DNA recombination; positive regulation of ligase activity. Gene Ontology annotation, molecular function: DNA binding. The transcript is spliced from 12 exons. Bases 95 to 1141 code for a protein of 348 amino acids. Lineage: Eukaryota; Metazoa; Mollusca; Gastropoda; Neomphalida; Peltospiridae.
CCAGUUAAAAGCACUUGUCAGUUUUCUGUUUUGUUCGUUUAAAUAAAAUGUCAUAUAGACAAAUGAUGUUUGAGGAAUAUUUGUAAUAGUAAAAAUGACAACCACUUGUUUUGUGAAGAUUGAGACAGCCCCCAGGAAGUCAUAUUAUCUGUUGUCUGAACUCAAGGAUGGUGGCAAGGAAGGCUUCAAACUUACCAUCACAGAUGGAGAACGAGUUUGGGCUGGGCAGGUAACUGAAGAUGACCUUGAUCGACUGUGUACCAAGAUGAAGAUGGAUUUUGAAACGUUUGUCAAGCAGACUGCAAAGGCGUUCACCCGACAAGAAACUGGUGACCUCAGUUUCGAGUAUCAGGUCAAACCACAGGGAGAUAACUCUGUCAGCUUUAUUUGGAAGAAAUAUGUUCCUGCAGAUGACAUCCGGUUUCAAAUGGGAUCAGCAAGCCUCGACCUGAAACCAGACAGCAGAGUUUUGAUCUGUGAGAUGUUCAGUCACUGUAUAGAGAAGAUCGGACAGCGACAGACUCAGAUUCACACGUUAGAAACAGAUAAUGAGCGUUUGUCCCAGGAACGCACAAUGGCUUUGAAAAGACUAGACAAAUGUGUAACAGCAAAGGAGGAAAUGGAGAAGGAUUUAUACUCAAAGUUUGUUGCAGUGUUGAACAGUAAAAAGGAGAAGAUAAGAAGUUUAAAAUGUCAUGGCACUGGGGACCAAACUCACCCAGAAGGGGCCAAUAUGGAAGUGGAGACGACAGGUGUGGAUGAGGAUUCUGCUGACGAUGUUUCGACCAACAGCCAGAAUAAAGUCAGACGAAGAGAAAGUGAAGAAGAAAAUACUGAUGAUGAAGAGACAACCUCAAGAAAACGUCGGCAGAAACCUACAAUUGUGAAAACAUCAGACCAUGACUCGUCUCUAGUUCUGGAAGAUGAUACAGAUGAACCGACAACUCAUCCUGUCACAAGGCCGGCUCGACGAACUCAGGGAAGGAAGAAACAAACUCCAUCCAAACCAAUUCUACCAAAAGUGAGCUCCAAGUCUUCAGAUGGCGGCAGUAGGAAAAACAGUUUACGCAAGAGUGGAUCAAAUUCAUCAAAUCGCUCAUCGAACGACAUUGAACCAGAAGAUUUGUUUGAAGAUCUUUGAUAUUUAGUACACGUGAUUGUUUCAUCAAGUGGUUGUCCAAGACUUGUGUAUGUUGUGUGCAGUUUAUGUAUCAAGAUUUGUAUUAGUGAUGGACACCAUUACAAAAUCUAGCCGCAGUUGGUCAUCAAUUACUUAUCAUUCCAGCCUCUGUGGUCAUGCUGUUGUGUUCGAGGCUGGUUGGUACUGGGUUCGCAUCUCAGUACCAGAAUGAGGACACAGAUCAAUAGGUCACCAACCUGUCCACUGGGACAGACUGACCACAUAAUUGAGAUGUGUGUCCAGGACAGACUGACCACAUAAUUGAGAUGUGUGUCCAGGACAGAUUGACCAGAUAACUGAGAUGUGUCCAGGACAGACUGAUCAGAUAACUGAGAUGUGUGUCCAGGACAGA